Molecule: messenger RNA, 5463 nt
Organism: Ceratotherium simum simum (southern white rhinoceros)
Lineage: Eukaryota; Metazoa; Chordata; Mammalia; Perissodactyla; Rhinocerotidae
Source: RefSeq, a predicted model, not a curated record
AACUGAGGUGUACCUUGUGCGUCCUGUCGCUGUGCCCUGCACUCUGCGGCGCAGGAAUAGUGUGUGGAAGUGGUGGUUAUCCUGGGUGCCUGGGUUCUAGGUCCUGCUGUUUGGCGUUUCACAAGUCAUCCAGCUGAAGAAGACCCGUUGAACUGGCUCUUCUCAGAGCCUUUUAAAGAUGAAUGGAAAAAAACUGGAAAUAACUGCAAAGCAGCGGAAACUUCCUGAAUGGAUGUCUAUGCAGAAUAAAAGAUGUGCUGUAGAAGAAAGAAAGGCAUCUAUUCAGAAGAGUGUUUUUAAAGAUGACCUCCCCUUCUUAGAAUUCACUGGAUCCGUUGUGUACAGUUAUGAAGCUAGUGAUUGUUCUUUCCUAUCAGAAGAUAUUAGCAUGAGUCUGUCUGAUGGAGAUGUGGUAGGAUUUGACAUGGAAUGGCCCCCGAUAUACAAGAAAGGGAGACUGGGCACAGUUGCACUAAUUCAGUUGUGUGUGUCAGAGAGCAAAUGUUACUUGUUUCAUAUUUCUUCUAUGUCAGGUUUUCCUCAGGGAUUAAAAAUGUUGCUUGAAAAUGAAGCAAUUAAAAAAGCAGGUGUAGGAAUUGAAGGAGAUCAGCGGAAACUUCUGCGUGACUUUGACAUCAAAUUGAAGAGUUUUCUGGAGCUGAGAGAUGUUGCAAAUGAAAAGCUGAGAUGUGCAGAGACCUGGAGCCUCAAUGGUUUGGUUCAACACCUGUUUGGUAAACAGCUUCUGAAAGACAAGUCUGUCCGCUGUAGCAAUUGGAAUAAUUUUCCUCUCACUGAAGAUCAGAAAGUGUAUGCAGCCACUGAUGCUUAUGCUGGCCUCAUUAUUUAUCGAAAAUUAGAAAUUUUGGGUGAUGCUAUGCAAAUGUUUGCUAUAAAUAAAGAGGAGGAAAUACUGCCUAGUGAUGUGAAGAAACAAUUGACUUCAAUCUCUGAGGAUGUGCUGGAUCUGGUUAAGCAUCUUCCUGACACUUUCAGAAAAUUGGAAAAUCCACAGAGGGUUUCUAUACUAUUGAAGGAUAUUUCAGAAAGUCUCUGUUCAUUGAGGAAGAUGAUAUUUGGUUCUAUCGAGACUGAACUGGGGCCCACCAGUAAUUUUAACUUAUCACCAUUGGAAGAUCCAACUGUUGGUGGAGUACAACAGAAACAAAUUAGAGAACAUACAAUUUUUACUGAAGUUGAAGAUGAGACAUGGGACAUAACACUUGAUGAUUUAUUUAAACAUGAUGGAGAAAAUGUACUUGGAAAUGAAGUUAAAAAAAUAGACAGUGGAUUUGAAGAUGGACUAGAAGACAAUAAGUUGAAAGAGAAUACAGAAAGAAGUUGUGUGAUGUCAUUAGAUAUUACAGAAUAUGAACUCCAAAUUUUGGAACAGCAGGCUCAGGAAAAAAAUCUUAGUGAUGUUACUUGCAAAUCUCCUGAGGAUUUAUCUUCCAAGGAUAAUGAAGAGGAUACAUCUUUUGUAAUUGAAAGUGAUGAAGAUUUAGAAAUGGAGAUGAUUAAGUCUUUAGAAAACCUACAUAGUGGCACGGUAGAUCCAGUUCAUUCAAAAGGCACAGAAAUGGAAAGAAAUCUGGAUGUUCCUUCUGAAGAUGAUGAAGAUGAUCGUGAAGCUGUUGAAGAGGAAGAACAAGAUGAUAAAGGCCAUUCGUUACCAGGACCUAACGCAGAACAAGUUAUUUGCCUCAAGACCUACUUUGGCCAUUCCAGUUUUAAGCCGGUUCAGUGGAAAGUGAUUCAUUCUGUAUUGGAAGAAAGAAGAGAUAAUGUUGUUGUCAUGGCAACUGGAUCUGGAAAGAGUUUGUGCUUCCAGUAUCCACCAGUUUAUGUAGGCGGGAUUGGCCUUGUUAUCUCUCCUCUUAUUUCUUUGAUGGAAGACCAAGUGCUCCAGCUUGAAAUGUCCAACGUUCCAGCUUGUUUUCUGGGAUCAGCACAGUCAAAAAAUGUUCUAGAGGAUAUUAAAUUAGGCAAGUAUCGGAUUGUAUACAUAACUCCAGAAUUCUGUUCAGGUAACUUGCACCUGCUCCAACAAUUUCAGGCUAAUAUUGGUAUCACUCUUAUUGCUGUGGAUGAAGCUCACUGUAUUUCUGAGUGGGGACAUGAUUUUAGAGAAUCAUUCAGGAGUUUGGGCUCCCUAAAAAGAGUAUUCCCGUUGGUUCCAAUCAUCGCACUCACUGCUACUGCAAGUUCUUCAAUCCGGGAAGACAUCAUACGUUGCUUGAAACUGAAGAAUCCUCAGAUUACCUGCACUGGUUUUGAUCGACCAAACUUGUAUUUAGAGGUUGGACAAAAAACAGGAAACAUCCUUCAGGAUCUGAAGCAAUUUCUUGUUCAGAAGACAAGUUCUGCCUGGGAAUUUGAAGGUCCAACUAUCAUCUAUUGUCUUUCCAGAAAAAUGACAGAACAAGUUACAGCUGAACUCACGAAACUGAAGUUAGCCUGUGGAACAUACCAUGCAGGCAUGAAUAUUAGCUCAAGGAAAGAGGUUCAUCAUAGGUUCAUGAGAGAUGAAAUUCAGUGUGUCAUAGCUACCAUAGCUUUUGGAAUGGGCAUUAAUAAAGCUGACAUUCGCAAAGUCAUUCAUUAUGGUGCUCCUAAGGAAAUGGAAUCAUAUUACCAGGAGAUUGGUAGAGCUGGCCGUGAUGGACUUCCAAGUUCUUGUCAUCUGCUGUGGUCUCCAGUAGACUUGAACGUAAAUAGGUACCUCCUUAGUGAGAUACGUGAUGAAGAGUUUCGAUUAUACAAAUUAAAGAUGAUGGCAAAGAUGGAAAAAUAUCUUCAUUCCAGCAAGUGUAGGCGACAAAUCAUCUUGUCUCAUUUUGAAGACAAACAACUGCGAAAGGCCUCCUUGGGUAUUAUGGGAACUGAAAAAUGCUGUGAUAAUUGCAGGUCCAGAUUGGAUCAUUGCUUUUCCAUUGAUGACUCAGAUGAUGCGGCCCAGGACUUUGGUCCGCAAGCAUUCCAGCUAUUGUCUGCCGUGAAUAUCUUAGGAGAAAAGUUUGGAAUUAGAGUUCCAAUUUUAUUUCUCUGUGGAUCUAAUUCCAAGUAUCUUGCAGAUAAACAUCGCAGUCAUAGUUUAUUUGGCACUGGCAAGGAUCAAACAAGGAAGUGGUGGAGGGCUUUUUCCCAUCAGCUCGUGACUGAGGGAUUCUUGGUCGAAGUUCCCAGGCCUAGGAAAUUUGUAAAGAUUUGCACGCUUACAAAAAAGGGUAGAAAUUGGCUUGAUAAAGCCAAUACAGGAUCUCCUCGGAGACUUAUCCUUCAAGCUAAUGAAGAAUUGUGUCCAAAGAAGUUUCUUCUACCAAGUUCUAAACCUGUGUCUUCAGGCACUGAACAACAUUCCUCUAGUCAAAUGCCAAUUGAAUUAACUGCAGAGAAGCAGUCUAACUUGGAGAUGUAUUCUUACAAAGCGUUUGAUAAAAUUUCUUCUGGGAGUAACAUUCCUACAAAAAGCGUCAUGGUGAAAUCACCAAGGAAAUCUUACAAGUCCUCAGAACCUGUUAUUUCAGCGCAAGAGCAGGAGACUCAGACUGUAUUAUAUGGCAAAUUGUUAGAAACUAGGCAGAAACACGCCAAUAAAAUGGAUGUUCCUCCAGCUAUUCUGGCAACAAAUAAGAUACUGUUGGAUAUGGCCAAAAUAAGACCUACUACCGUUGAAAAUGUGAAAAGGAUUGACGGUGUUUCUGAAGGCAAAGCUACUAUGUUGGCCCCUCUGUUGGAAAUCAUCAAGCAUUUCUGUCAAAUAAGUAGUGUUCAGACAGACCUCUUUCCAAGUAUAAAACCUCAAGAACAGAAGAAAAGUCUAGUGGUGAAAAAUGAAGCAUGCUCGAUUUCACAAUCUGUGGCCAUCACAUAUUCUUUAUUCCAGGAAAAGAAGAUGUCUUUGCAAAGUAUAGCCGAGAACAAGAGUCUGCCUCUCACAGCAGUUGGCAUGCACUUAUUCCAAGCACUGAGAGCUGGCUACCCACUCGAUAUGGAGCGAGCAGGCCUGACUCCAGAGGUUCAGAAGAUUAUUGCUGAUGUUAUCCGAAAGCCUCCCAUCAACUCAGAUAUGAAUAAAACUAAACUAAUUAGAAUGUUUGUUCCUGAAAACAUUGACACAUACCUUAUCUUCAUGGCAAUUGAGAUCCUGAAAAAAGAUUGUGACAACAGCCUGUUAUGCCAGCCUUCAUGUGAUUCCAACAAAAAGAGGUGUUUCCCCAGCUCUGAAGAGAGCUGUUCCAGUUCUAAGAGAAGCAAGGAAGAAGUAGCCGCUAAUACCAAGUCAGCAAGUGAAAAAUCCAAGAGAAAAUUCGAUGUGUGGUUUGGCAAAGGGAACAAGACCUUAUUAACUACCAGCAAAAAAUCAAUGGUCAAAACAAAAAAGAAGGGUCUUUUUAGUUAAAUUGGCAAUUGCCAGUGGAAUUAUGUGUGUCUUGCUGUAUUAUAAAAGGAGAGCUGUAUUUCAUUUUUGAAAAGAGUGGGGGGUAAUAUUUCAGUUUAAAAAUUAUUCUACUCUCAAAGUAAAACUCACGUCUUUAUUGAACAGCUGGCAUCUUAAAACAGCCUUGUGCAAUUCACACAAAGUUGAGUCUUCUGAGAGCCUGAGUGAGUAUAUCAUAGAAUAGAAUAUUAAUUUAGUUUCCUUUAAGAUUGCUUUAAGAAAUGGUGUUACUGCCCUGUGUCCUAAUCUCUUUAUUUAUUUCAACAGUAUAUUUGGAAAGUGUGAUUUGAUAUAGAUAACAGUAGGUGUGCGAUGAUUGUGUGUGUGAUAUAAAAUAUUCUGAUAUUACCAAAGUUCUGUCUUGUAAAUGAAGAAAGCAUAGUUAUUUUACAAAUUGUCUUUAUUAUCUUUAGAAGAAACUCUUAUACACGUUGUUAAAUGGUAGUAAUGGAUCAGACAAGUGAAAAUGAAACAUUUUGGGUUCCGUGUAGAUAGGAAAAAAGACUAUAGCAAAGGAGACCAAUUGCACUAGGCAGCUAUGCACUUCGUAUUUUUUAUACUAUUUCUAUUAUUUUUCAAAUAAUAAAAAGUGUCCUUCAUACUGAAUUUUAUAAAGAUAUAUAUAUUUUUAUAAACUUUCAUUUACUUAAUUACUUUGAGUAUUUUAUUUUUUAAGGAUGUCAGAGUUUGAUUCUAUCUCUUUGUAGCACAUAUAACUUAAAUAUGUAAAAAUCACACUCUGACACUGAGCUGGGUAAACCAUAGUUAAUAGGACUUUAAGCAGUUUACCAUAUCGCCUUUAAUUGACUUUUUUGUAAAUAAAAAUAACUGUUGUUAAUAAAGAAGAAAUACAUGUAUGUUGUAGAAGAACUAGAAAAUCCAGAUAAGUGAAAAAGAAGAAAAUAGAAAUCACCAGUAGUUUAUGAUAAUCAGUUAACCCUUUUUGUGUAUCUUGCCAAACCUUUUUAUAUUCAUUUCCUUUCUUAGUUUGUUACAUGAAUAAUACAUGAAUGAAUUUUCUU